AUGGACAAAAUCCUGAAAGAAAUAUGGGCGUCCGUGCUCUCUCUAGAGGUGGAGGAGAUUGGAGACGACGAUAAUCUAUUUGAAUUGGGUGGUGACUCGGUUAAAGCAAUUAUUAUUAUGGGCGAAGCUGCCGGUCACGGCAUUGACUUUGACAUUGAAACCUUCUAUGCCUAUCCAACCAUCGGAGGACUGGCGAAUUUCCUCUCCGGGGGUCAGAGCCCGGCACAGGAAAGUAGUGGCUUGCAAUAUCUUGCGUCCAAGGAACCUGUUAUUGAUGAAGCAGCCACACUGCAGAAAUUCUGCUGGGAAGAUGUGGGGAUAUCGGUCGCAAAUAUAAGCAAAGUAGCACCAGUUGAUUUCGGCCAAGGACAUUAUCUGGCAGAGAAUGAAAAAGGGAUUCCAGGGUCAUCGUUGGCUUUUGCAUAUGAGGUGCAAGGAGGACCAGAUGUUCCACAACGACUGCAACGAGCGAUUGAAGUCAUGUCGACCAUGAAUCCCGCACUCCGGUCCACCUUUAUCAAAAUAGAGGAAGAGGGAAAGGAGAAGGCUACCUACUAUCAGGUUCUAUUGAAGGCCCACCACCCAACCAUACACCGUGCAUCAUCCAAAGUGGAAGACUACGUGGCGCAAUCGCGACAAAGAACCAUUCACCCCGGUAGCCCAAUAGUACAGUACGCGUUGGUCGAAGACCAAGGAACUCUUUUCUUCAUAUUGUCGAUCUCCCAUGCAUUUUUCGACGGCUUUUCUCGAACACUCUGGGAACAAGACUGGUUGAACGCGCUCAAAGACCCAGAGACAUUCGCCAAUGAACAACCGGAACGGCCCUGGUUUGGAGAUUUUACGAUCCAUCGAAAAGAAACCCUCGAUGAAUCCGCCGCCGAGACCUUCUGGACGAUUUACCUGGGGGAUUCGUGUCUGGAGACCAUCCACCCAGGGAAACCAGAAAAGUUUCAUAUCCACGACUCCGUGCUGCAUACCGCGUUCCCCAAGACGCUCGUGAAAGGGCGCUCUUUCCACAUCGCAACCGCCAUCCUUCCCGCGUGGUCAUUGGCAUUGAUGAAAUUCUCGGGCAAACAGGACGUCACCUUCCUCUAUGCCACGCUAGGCCGCCUCUAUCCAUUCCCGGACAUCGACCAGAUCACCGGUUUCCUCCUGCGAAGUCGCCUGUUCCGCUUACAGAUGAACGAGGCCAAUGCCGACGUCCCAGUGGAUGUGCUGUUGGAAUCCGUUCAACAGGACUUGAUCUCCACGGGCCGUCAAGAGCAUGUUCAAAAAUUGCCCUACAUUGGCAGCACCACCAUGCCACAGUCCUAUGUCAACAUCAAGGCAGGCACAUCCAGUCUCAAAAAACAGCAGAUCGAUGAAGAUUUGGUGGUGAUUCCCCGUCGCGACUUGGAGUAUUGGGUCUUCUUCUGCAGAUUCGCCAUCUACCUCGAUAUAGCCGUGCGAGACGACGAUAUCUUGGUGGAAUUCAGAUACGAGUCUUCUCUCUUACCAUCGGAGAGUGCCCGGCAAAUUCUCGAUAGUUUUACUAAAAUUCUCAGGCGAAUCGUGGGCUCCUAUGACACCACCUUCAGCGCCUUAGUGGAGUAA
Messenger RNA from Aspergillus nomiae NRRL 13137, 1593 nucleotides. RefSeq lists its product as uncharacterized. The coding region runs from base 1 to 1593 and encodes 530 amino acids. The record is from RefSeq and is a predicted model, not a curated record. NCBI's taxonomy places the organism in Eukaryota, Fungi, Ascomycota, Eurotiomycetes, Eurotiales, Aspergillaceae. Gene Ontology annotation, biological process: amino acid activation for nonribosomal peptide biosynthetic process; secondary metabolite biosynthetic process. Gene Ontology annotation, cellular component: cytoplasm. The transcript has 5 exons. Gene Ontology annotation, molecular function: catalytic activity; phosphopantetheine binding.